Messenger RNA from Dunckerocampus dactyliophorus (ringed pipefish), 4796 nucleotides. It is a transcript of the gene smim36, whose product is annotated as small integral membrane protein 36. The transcript has 2 exons. Lineage: Eukaryota; Metazoa; Chordata; Actinopteri; Syngnathiformes; Syngnathidae. Bases 167 to 481 code for a protein of 104 amino acids. The record is from RefSeq and is a predicted model, not a curated record.
CAGCGAGGAUUAAUUCACAUCCAGCCUGGCCGGCUGUCGCUGCCUGAUCCCUCUCAUUUCAUCUCUUGCUCUUUCUCUCCUCCCGCCAGCUGUCCAGCACUCGCUACCUCUGCCCCCCACCCCGUCCACCGCCGCCGCUCGUCGGCCGUGGAUAUGAAGCGUCAGCAUGGGUUUCAUGGAAUUUUACCUGGAGAUUGACCCCGUCACCCUCAACCUCAUCAUCCUGGUGGCCAGCUAUGUCAUCCUGCUCCUGGUCUUCCUCAUCUCCUGCAUCCUGUACGACUGCCGGGGCAAAGACCCCACCAAGGAGUACGCCCCCGACAACGCGCCGCCGCCGCCCAGCCAGUCACCCAUCCGUCUGGUGGUCAUGCAGAACUCGCCCGCCUCCGCUCGUUACGAGCCCAACCACACGGCCGAGGUGCAGACGCCCGACCUGAGCCGCGACAGGGGGGAGUGCGAGAAGCGGAGCACGCUGGUGUGAGGACGAGGAGGGUUCGGGGACGGCCCCGGACCUUUAAAUCGCUAAACGGCUCUGGACGGUGCACGGCAGGCUUUUGGCUCAUCAGCCGAAAACAAAUUUGCUGCAGGUGCAGCCGAUCAGUGACGACCCCGCCACCAACCCGCGCUUUUGGACCAUUCACCUGCUGCCCAAAGGGUCAUGUGACUUAGUAGUGCGGAAGUGAAAGCGUCAUGGCUCGCCCCUGUUGGACCGUAGAUUUAAUUGGUUGUUUGGACCAGGAAGUGACCAUAUUUGGACGUGUACGUCUGGACGAGACGUUUCAUCGUAUUGUUAACUUUUAUUUGAGGGCGCUUUUAAAAGACUGUGUUUCAUGAUAAACACGACUGGAACUUUGGUGUUAGCUAACGCUAGCAUGUGAAAAUGAGCCACCUGCUGCCAUAAGUGAACUAAUAUGGUCACCCUAAGUUUGCAGUUGAAAAUAAUAAUUGUAAAAGUUUGCGGGCACGUGCUAGCGCAUAAAACAACAAAGCUAACAUGGAUCAGUCAGAGUACUGAGUCCAAACCAAUCCCGUUUGCUGUCGUUCCUGGUCCAGAAUGUCACCAUAUGAAGCUGAAACAUGUGAAGGCCCAUAGAAAUGUUACUAAUAGCUUCUCUUGGUCACCAUGUUGGUCCGCAGUGAGCAGCGUAAUCCGUCUUCUUCCCGAAGCCACCAAAAAAGACGAGCGUGUCCUCUGCGCUCAUUGGCCCAGACGCCGACGCCAGCCGCUCUUUGGAGGACUCGUGCCACCGAGGCCUCAUCGGGACAAAUCCUCUUACGUAAAAGAGCCCAGCGCUCCUCAUCCAUAAUAGGAAUUGCACAAUUAUCCGCCUGCUCCCAUAUUCCAUGUUUGUGGAUUACACGCAGAGUAUUAGCACCGUGUAUUAUGUGUUUGUGCUGCUUUUUUGUCCGCGGGGGGGUUACGUAAGCCUCGGCUUGUCAACACCGAGCGGCUACAUGAGCUCGCUGCCGGCGCCGCACGCAAACCUCGGCGUCUGAUGGUGACGUCGAACUCAACAUCCGUGGAUCUUGGCGCUCGGUUUUGUUCAGAUGUUCCUGAUGACCUUCAAAGUUGACGCAUGACCUCACACUUGUUGUAUUGUCUUACGGUUGAACAGCGACAUGACCUCUGAGUGACCUCCAUCAUGGAGGAGUCAUUUGGGAGAUUCCAAAAGAAGGAAAUGAAUUAAACGCCCUGAUGAUCACAACGUGCUGUUUGAUAUUAUUGUACAUGGACCACUAGUGGGGUCUUUGGACUACUUAUCUCACAUUUCACCUUAAAAACUCUUCUUGCCUCGCUCGCUUUUACUGUUUUUCAGGGCAGCGUCAUGACUGGUCAGCAGGGGUGUCCAUAUUUUCUUAGCGAGGGCCGCAUACGGUAAAAUCAAAGGAUACGGGGGGGCCACUUUGUGACAAAACAGCCUGCCUCUAGCUUAGUGACGUAGGUGACAAAGUCUGUUAUUCAUUUCUACACCCACUGCUCACUUUUCCAUUGUUGUUGUUGUUUUUUGUUGUUUUCAAUUUUACAGAUAUUUCAACUUCUUCUCAUGUUUUUUUCAUUACAGCGUGACUUUAUCCCCAUCAUAUAGUCUCGCAAUAUCACCGCUUGUUAGCUCCGCCAGGCACAAGCGCAGAGGUUACGUUUUUGCCGGCGUUUAUCUGUUUGUUUGUCUGUUUGUGUUCAACGUCACUUAAAAGUCAAACGUUCUGAAUGGAUUUGGAUCAAAUUUUCACAAGUUGUCGGAAAUGGGAUAUGGAAAAACGGAUCGAAUUUUGGGGGUGGUCCGGAUCACCGUCUGGAUCCAGCAAUUUGUUUGAAAGGACUUUAACAUUGCGAGUAUCACCACAAAAAAUGGUCUGAGCGCUGGGAGAGGAUUAUUUUGAGGAUUAUUUUGUUCUGACUCACAAUAUGGUGCUUUUCUAGUUUGCAACUGAAUUUUGCAUAAAUUGCAAAUGUGUUCUUUAUUUUGUUAGUAGUACUUAGCAGAAAUUAUUGUCAAAAUGUUUUUAAACAUUUGUUGGAAUUUUUGGUAUAAUGCUUACAUUUUUUAUAUCAAUAUUAUGACUUUAUUCUAAUAUUUCUACUUUAUUCUCGUCAAAUUACUUCCAUUUUUCUUGUUGUUUUUGUUCGUUUCCGUUUAAUUGUAUUUUUAAAAUGCGCCAUGGGCCAAUUAAAAAAGAAAUAAAUGAAAAAACAGCUGCGGGCUGCAAAUGGGAGUAGAAUACAAAUGUAAGGCAUUUUCAGAAGAAGCAUUCAAAGAUGCUGUGAUGAUGUGUAGUAUUCGACACUGGUCACUAGGUGUCAGUAAUGUUACGUUGAUGAGACAAUAGCCAUAAACCCUAAGCAAAAAGGAACUCUCCCAAUGCUAACAUGUGCGAGUCUUUAUUAUGUCUUAUUUAUAUCUUAUAUUUCCUAUUUUCUCUUAUUAUGUCUUAUAUCUUGGGUAAUAGAAGGGUAAAGGUGACUAUAGGGGUCUAGAGGGCUCUGAUAAUGUUAAAAAAACAAAUGUAGAAGGUUGUAAACAGGUUUUCUAUGCCUAAUAUGUCUUAUUUUCUCUACUACAGGCAUUUUUGGUAAUGGUAGUGUAAAGGUGACUAUAGGGGUGUUAUUUCAAGUCAACAGGGCUCUAAUAAUGUUAAAAAACAUAUUUAAAAGGUUUUAAACAGGUUUUCUAUACCUAAUAUGUCUUGUUUUUUCUUAUUAUGUCCACUAUAUUGACUAAUAGGAGUGUAAACGUGACUAUAGGGGUGUUAUUUCAUGUCUAGAGGGCUCCAAUAAUGUUUAAAAACAAAUUUAGAAAGUUGUGAACAGGUUCUCUAUGCCUAAUAUGUCUUGUUUUUUCUUAUGUCUACUAUAUUGACUAAAAGGAGUGUACACGUGACUAUAGGGGUGUUAUUUCACGUCUAGAGGGCUCUAAUAAUGUUGAAAACAAAUUUAGAAGGUCGUAAACAGGUUUUCUAUGUUCUAAUUAGAAAAAUAUUUCAUUCAUAAAUAACAAAUCCUACUUUGCUGAAACAAGGGAUCGCUGUACUCGCAUUCACUGCCCCUCAAAUUCACAGAUUUAAUUAUCGAAUAAAUGUUUCUCUGAAAAUAGGUUGUUUUUCCCCCCGCAGAAAACACGUCUCAUUCACCGUAUGUCAGGAAUAAUUUGUAAUCAUGUGACAAUACAGGUCAGACGUACGCCAUACAUUUAAAAGCUUUCAAAAGUCAUGCUUCAUUGACAGUUUUUUCCUUAAGCGAUGAGAUUUUGCACUUUGAUCUGAGGUUUUGAACGCCCCGUAGUAUCAGGGAGAUGCUGAGAUGUAAAAAGUCUGUUCGGCUAUGGAAUUCUUACCCCCAGUUUUGCAGCACUGGCAAAGGUCAGGCCUGUGUCGGAAUUCCAAAUCCAUGAUGCGCAUCUCUGCAUCCGUUGGCCAUUUGAUCUUUCCCUUCCCGCUCCCUCCGCAACCGAACGGUCUGCAAUUCCUUCAUUGGCAAGCUUUUUUCCCACCAAUAGGAAGUCGGCGUCAUGUUUCAUUGCAAAGCAGGCGCCUUUCCCUGGACAAACGAGUAAGAAACCUAACGACACGGUGACUUGUUGAUCGUUAAGUCUGCUUUUACUUGACUGAUUUACACCCUUCAGCGACGGGCAUGCGGGGCCACGUCUGCACUUUCGGCGCCAGUUCAAACAAAGCAUCUGUGCAGUUGCGUCACCAUGCAGCGCCACCUAUCACGCUGCACCGGCAUCGACUGUGGACCUUGCCUGUGAAUACUCUUUCAUCCAGGACAUAGCAUUCUCAGGGCGCUCAGUCUAUCGCCUAACUGCUUUAUUGCUUACCAGAUUACAGCUGUCCUAUCUAGUCUUUGUCUUACCCUCACCAGACCAGAGCGAUCCUAUCUGGUCUUUGUCUGAUUCCUCAUCAGCCUAGAGCUGUCCUAUCUAGUCAGUCGUAUCCCUCAUCAAACUAGAGCUGUCCUAUCUGGUUUUUAUCUUAUCUCACACCAAACUAGAGCUGUCCUAUGUAGUCUGUCUUACUCCUUAUCAGACUAGAGCUGUCCUAUCUGUUGUUUGUCUUAUUCCUCAUUGGCCUAGAGCUGUCCUAUCUGGUGUUUGUCUUAUUCCUUGCCAGACUAGCAAUGUCCUAUCUAUUCUUUGUCUUACUGUAUUCCUCACCAGACUAUAGCUGUCUUAGUCUUAUCCCUCACCAGUCUAGAGCUGUCCUGUCUAGUCUUUGUCUUACUGUAUUCCUCACCAGACAAAAGCUGUCUUAGCUAGUCUUUGUCUUAUCCCUCACCAGGCAAGAGCUGUCCUAUCUAG